Molecule: messenger RNA, 2288 nt
Organism: Ruditapes philippinarum (Manila clam)
Lineage: Eukaryota; Metazoa; Mollusca; Bivalvia; Venerida; Veneridae
Product: calcyphosin-like protein
Exons: 2
Coding region: 267-866 (199 amino acids)
Molecular function (GO): calcium ion binding
Source: RefSeq, a predicted model, not a curated record
AAAAUAUUUCUAAGAGAUUUCGCUUGAAAUACAUUACGAAGGAAAUUCCUUCCUGUUUUCGCCCAGCUGAAUUGUAAAUGCAAUUUGUAGAGAUAUUUAUUUACGAAGAUGUAUUGGAGCAUUUAUUCAGCAGUGAUGGACCAUGUUAGAUAGGAUAUAGAUAAUGCUCGUUUGAAAUAUGAAUUCCUCACUGACACAUUUUUGAGAAAAUGAUGUAGUUAUGCUGUGUGAGUAAAUGAUCGUAUUAAAAUUGAAAAUCGUUUACCAUGGAACACGCUAAAGUUAACUGGUUACUUGAACAAAUUAGAAAACGUUGUUUAUCACAAAAUGUGAGCGGAAUAAAACGCCUUUCAGUGAUUUUCAGAAUGGUGGAUACUGAUUAUAACAAACGUAUAUCUUUUCAAGAAUUUUGUAAAGGUUUAAAUAUUUUUGGUAUUAAAUUAGUAAAAGAGGAGGCAAAGGCACUGUUUGAUGCAUUUGACAAAAAUAAGGAUAACCAAAUUGAUUUCAUGGAACUGGUGUCCAAGUUACGACCUCCAAUGACAAAAGGAAGAAUAGAAGUAAUAAAUCAAGCUUUUGAUUUACUUGAUGCAAAUAAAGAUGGAAUUCUUAAUAUUGAUGAUUUAAAAAUCGUCUAUUCUACAAACGCAAGAAGACAUCCAAAGUUUGUAUCCGGUGAAUGGACUGAAGAACAGGUGCUCCGGAACUUCUUGGACAGUAUCGAUACACCUGGAAAUCCGGAUGGCAAAGUGACACGUGAAGAAUUCAUGAACUAUUAUGCUGGUGUCAGUUCAACCGUUGAUGAUGACAGCUAUUUCGAUCUUAUGAUGCGGGCGUGCUAUGGCUUGCCAAACAGAGGAUCGUGAAACAAAGAACAGAAAUAUCAACUAAUAAUUGUUUAUUUUUUUAGUUGCUAUGGUUCGCCAAACUUGACUAAUAUAAAAGGAUAUGAUCAUUUUCAAUAUAAGAAUUGGGAACUACUUCUAGAAAAGAAAUGGAAAUUAAUAUUAACUUAUCUAAAAAAUGUCCAUUAGUCUUGAUUGUAAAUAAUUUAUAUAUCUAUAAGAGUAAUAUUCAUAUCUAAACAUUGUUAAAUAAAAUAGUUCUUUGAUUCAAUUAUUCCUUAAGAAUUACUGUAAUAAUCUUGUCAUGCAAUUAGAUACUUUAAAAUGAUGUAUUGAACUAUGUUUAAUAAGUUAAACAAAAGAAAACUUACCGUUGUAUUGUAAUAAAAGCUUGACUUAAUUGUUAAAGUCCUGUUGACAAUCAUAUCGUCAAAAGCAAAAAGCAAAAAUUCCACAUUAUUUAACUUCAUCCAGGUGUAAAUGGAUACACGUACGGACUGGCCAUCAUGUUAGCUGUUAAAGGCGUGACAUUAGACAUUUAAAUGUCAUAAGUUCUUAUUGCUUUCUUAGUAAAACGUUUAUUUCCCUACAGUAAUUACGACUUGGUGAUAUAAUUUAUUAUUUACAUGUCAAUUUGUUCUACAUCAGAAAAUACAUUUUGAACUGUAAUUAUCAUUAAGGACUUGUUACUCAAGCGCAUAGAUGUCUAUCAGUAAUGAAUGCAACAAUUCAGCUGUUAAGGGAUUUUCUGAGCUUUUGAUAAAACAAUUACAGGAAAUGAUUAUAAAAUUUAAGACUGAAAUACGCCAAUAAAGCUGCGUAAUUGGAGCAAUUAAAUUUAAUACAUUUAUUCCAGACUCUCAUCAAAUUUCUUAAGUCUUUAUAACAAUGAAUGAAGAUCGAAAAUAUUAAGUUUGUGCUAUAAUAUAGAGUCAUUUAAAAUGGCUUCUUCAGAAUACUUUAGAAUUUAAUGUCAACUUCAAUUAUGAUAUUUUUCUCGAUAUUUAUUUUAAAAGAAAAUCUUAUUUCAAUUACAUGAACAUGCUCACAGAAUUGUAAUUGAUAUUUUGGAAAAUUGAAAUAGUGUUGAUACAAAUGUUUAUACUUUUACUCAAUCUCCAUAAUUAUUAACAGUACAUUAUGAAGUAAGUAAUUUGCUUAUAUUUUCUUCUCUGAUGGAUAAUGCAAUAUGGGGAAGAAAAAAGUGAUUAUAUUUAUUGUCAAAUUUCUCAAGUUGUUUAAGGAAAACGCAAUAUUUCAUGUCCAUAUUUUCCUUGAACAAGCUUUAUUUUCAUUUAAAUAUAUGUCUAAAAUUGUUUUAUUUCAAAUACUACUACUGAUGCAUGUAUUAUUUUAUUUGAAAAACAAUUAAUUCAACAUAAUUCAACAUAACAUAAAGAAAUAAAAUAUUUCUGAAAAGAUUAGAAUAAAGGUUACCUCAGA